AUGAAAUUCUCCACCACCACCAUCCCACUCUUGACAUUAGUUUUCAGCGCAUUGAGUUAUGGAGCCGUGACAGGAACAGUAUCCAGUGGUGGCAAAACCGUGCAUUUUGGUGAAAUCGAUACACAAGAGAUUAAGGUAUUGCCCAUUGAAUCUGGAAAAGAUGUCAUUGAUAUAAAGCUCAAAAAUGACCAAUUGGAUGGCCCACCUGAACAAAUUAUGCUUAGUUUGAGCGAUACUCAAAAAUCAAGUCUAGCUACUCAUUAUGUCCCACUGGUGAGUGGAGCUAGCAUUAAAUACAGUAUCAAAGCAAGCUCAAUUCCUAAUGUUUUGUUAUCAAGGAACCAACUCACCUUGAGUCUCAUUAUUGGAGAUGGUACUGGAAAACCCAACUUGAUCAAAAGAUUGGUUGACAUUAAACCUUCUUUGGAGAUAACUAAACCUACCAAGAAUGAAAAAAAAAUUGGCUUUGGCAUCCAGCCAGAGAUUCAUCACAUUUUCAAAGAGGAUGCAAAGACCGUUAACCCAAUUGUACCCAUUGCUUUUAUUGUGAUCGCUUCUGCUACAUUUUUAUCGCUUCUCAUAUCAUGGGUUAGUUUCAUUGGAUUGAAUGACCUUUUCAAAACACUCAAAUCAACUACAGGUGGUCAAUUGUUACAAAACAUUGCUUUCUUGAUCAGUUUGAUUGGAUUUGAAUUUAACUUUUUCAAAUACUACUUGGGCCAAUCAAUAUUCACAACAUUGUUUUACAGUUUCAUUUUGGGCCUUAGUGCUAUCUAUUUUGGAUCAAGCGUCUUGAGAUAUUUGGCUCAAAAUCGUGCAUUGGGUAAACAAUAG
This is a messenger RNA of Lodderomyces parapsilosis, 834 nucleotides long. Its product is annotated as dolichyl-diphosphooligosaccharide-protein glycotransferase. NCBI's taxonomy places the organism in Eukaryota, Fungi, Ascomycota, Pichiomycetes, Serinales, Debaryomycetaceae. The record is from RefSeq and is a predicted model, not a curated record. Gene Ontology annotation, biological process: protein N-linked glycosylation. Gene Ontology annotation, cellular component: membrane; oligosaccharyltransferase complex. The transcript has a single exon. Bases 1 to 834 code for a protein of 277 amino acids.